Symbiodinium sp. CCMP2592 is the source of this 738-nucleotide messenger RNA. The record is from the annotation of a GenBank genome assembly. Lineage: Eukaryota; Dinophyceae; Suessiales; Symbiodiniaceae.
AUGGCUGCACAUACUGACAGCUCGACAGCACCCGGCAUCGCCAGGUAUCGAGCUUCGGUGAUGGCCCUUUCAUCUGUUGACCACCAGAUGAAGGCACAGAAAGAGGUUUUGGUGCCGAUACUCUGGGCAGCAUGGAAAGAUCUGGUGGCAGAGCGCCGGCGGGACGAGACCAUGGACAUCUCCCGGCGCGCGGUCGAGGACGAUGCUCGAAAGGCCCAGCAGGAGGACAAGACGCUUGCACAAGAGGCAGCAAAGCUUCGAGAGACUUAUCGACAUUCCCAGCAGCAGCGGCAGGCGGUGUUUUUGUGGUCCAUUGAGCGUCGGGAUCAGUCCAUGCUGCUGAGAGUGGCUUGGAGUGCAUGGCGCGAGUGUCUCGACGAUCGGAGGAAAACAGAGGUGGAACACGUGCAGACCUUGAAACAGAGGCUGCACGGCACGGACUUCGCGGCGAAGAUCGCUGCAGUCGCGUCCGAGCAGACACCUACAGGGCCUACAGCUGGACCAACGGGUCCAGGAGGUGAUGUGGCUGUGCCAGUCAAACCUGGCUUGUGCGGCCGUUUCUUCCGCUUCUUCGUCGCGCCCAAGCAGCCGCCAAAGCAAAGCGGCCGCCCAGUUUGGACGCCAACCGCGGCGAAAGCCGCGUCCCCACCCGCAGGGCGCCAGCCUGUCCAGGUUCCCGGCAGCGUCCCUGCAGCAGCGGAGAGGUUGGACGAAACAUCGAAGAUUCACCUUAUGUAG